Molecule: messenger RNA, 1771 nt
Organism: Maylandia zebra (zebra mbuna)
Lineage: Eukaryota; Metazoa; Chordata; Actinopteri; Cichliformes; Cichlidae
Product: ras-related protein Rab-27B
Molecular function (GO): GTPase activity; GTP binding
Source: RefSeq, a predicted model, not a curated record
CUUAGGUUGAAGAAUUUAACCUUAUAAGUUGUUAUUUUCCCACAUGUGUCUCAGCUCUCAUGGUUUGGGACAUGUGAAAACCAGCAAAGUGUUGUACUGUGAGCUAAACUCUGUGGCAGGUUCGGCACUCAGCUGUACAAUGGCUAACUGGGACUAUGACUAUCUGAUCAAGCUGCUGGCUCUGGGGGACUCAGGAGUGGGAAAGACCACCUUCCUCUACAGGUACACUGACAACAAGUUCAACCGCAAAUUCACAACCACAGUGGGCAUCGACUUCAGGGAAAAGAGAGUGGUUUAUACGGGGACAGGUGUAGAUGGGGCAACUGAGAAGAACUUCAAAGUUCACCUUCAGCUCUGGGACACAGCAGGACAAGAGAGGUUCCGCAGCCUCACCACAGCUUUCUUCCGAGAUGCCAUGGGCUUCCUGUUGAUGUUUGACUUGACCAAUCAGCAAAGUUUCCUCAAUGUCAGAAACUGGAUGAGUCAGCUGCAGGCCAACGCGUACUGUGAGAGUCCAGAUGUGGUGUUGGUGGGUACCAAGGCAGACGUCAGAGACAUGAGAAGUGUUCACGCCAGGCAAGCCAGAGAUCUGGCAGACAGAUAUGGCAUCCCGUACUUUGAGACGAGUGCAGUGACGGGUGCUGAUGUGGACCUGGCGGUGACCACCCUGCUGAAUUUGGUGAUGAAGAGGAUGGAGCAGAGCACAUACGGGGGCCAAGGCUCAGAACCCAAUGGCAGCCCCGUCUCCAGCCAUGAAGUGGAGGAGGCAUCUGUGAGGAGCAGGUGUGCCUGCUGAUGUUGCAACCAUCAGCUCCUCUUUUCUCUUUUACACCAUAUAUCACUGCAUUUUGAGAUCCUACCAUUUUCUCGAGAUCUACAACAGCCUGUGAAAUGAGACAUUUGAGAUCCUAAAACCAAGCAAAAUAUAAGCCCAUACUGUACAUGAAAGGAGAAGAGCUUUGGAAAGUUUCAUUUAAAGCGUUAUUAUUGUUACAGUAUAAAUUCGUCUUCUAGUGUUAUUUAUUCACACACUUUGUAUUGUCAGAAACAACAUAAAAGAAAACUGCAAAAUGAAACAACUGUAUGUCCACUUAUAAAAAACUGCAGUACUAUGUAAAAGUCUUGAACCCCUUAUUUCUUUAUAUUUUGCAUCCAAGGAGCCAAACUUUCUUAUUAUGUUGGUCUUUACUUUCUGAAGGUCAUUCAAAGUUUUUCUUUGGACACUGGCUGUUUUUAACACAUUAUCUGAAAAAUGUUUAUUUAAGCCACUUUAGCCUGACUUAUAAUCAUUCACCGGAAAAUAUGCAACUCAGCAGAUGAGCCAGUAUUGUGUCUACACAUAGGAAACAACUUGGCAAAUAACCAGUCAAUACCCGUGUCUUUCAAGUUCUUUCUUUACGAUUGAAAACUCAAUUUCUUACUUUUUAAACUGCAUUUCCAUAUAUGUCUGUUUGAAAAACAUUCCUGGCCCUUAUUCCCAUUUUCAAGUAAAGUAGUGGUCCAAAGACUUACACAGCUCUGUGAACAGGUCGAAUAUUGGCUCUUUUGACAUGUUUGUACAAACACACCACAGAUAAAGAUAUGGGUUCAAACAAAUGCCCCAGAGUAAUUUUUAUAAUUCAAAAAAAUGAUUAAAAAUAUAGAUAGAUACAAGACAGAUAGAAAAAGUAAGUACACACUGAUACAUUUAUCUUUCUUUAAGUGUAAAAUUAGGUGGUUGGGUUGCUAGUGUUUUGAAGAACUUUAUGCAGUGAUAUUUAAACAUGUGGUC